AUGAGGCACGACGUUCUGACGCGGCUCUGCGGAGCCCUAGAGACAGCGGCAGGCACAACUUCACAAACUAAGUGUUUCUGGCGAGACCGUUCCGGCGUUUUUCGUUUCCUCUGUAGCCAGGCGUCCUUGGGGGCAGAGAGGCUCCCGACUCCCGCCUUUACCAAAACCAGAGAUGCUGACGCUCCUGUCGUGGCCACCUCGCGCGUCUGUACCCGACAGUCGGAACCCGGGGAAAGCGGUUUACUGCAGUGGUCCGGGAACACAGGAAACACACCAAGUUGCAGAAAUGUUUACAGCGCUGACACUUCCACGUGUUCCAUUUCACGGCUCUCACCGGCGGCCAGGAGCCUAGACUCUGAGGAUCGGUAUGCAACAAAAAAGAAAGGAUUGCGAGGCAGGCGUUCUGAAUGCGAUUAUGAGCCACCUUCAACGCGCGAGUGGAGUGCACAGACAGUGCCCGAGGCGUUCUGCCUACUGGGGUCGGGAGGCAGUCUCGCGCCGCCGUCAUUUGGGCCAUUCUUUUCCGCAGGUGGUAGGAGGUUUCUCCACAGCAGGUUGCGCGUCGGUUUUCAGAAGUCAGAUCAGGAAAAAGACAAACACAACGUUAGAGUAUUCUCGACGCACAUGGGCCGGCAGAGAGCAGAGAUGGAGAAGACACGUCGGAGGGAAGGGCUCGUGGAGGAGGGAUUCGGAGAGGCGGAAGUGACCGGAAGAAGGGAGUCGGUCAGAGCCGCCGAAAGGCAGGAGAGGUCUGACGGCACAGAGGACGCUCUGUGGCGCAAGGAGGCAGACAGUUUGUCUGAGGAGGCUCGCAAGCUUCAGUGCCUCUACCACAGCAGGAGUUCCUAUCUUUGGGACGAGAAGCAGACACUCCGGCCACGCUUACCUGCGUGGUUGCGACAAAACUGCGACGAGGAUAGGGAAGGAGAGAAAAGAGUUAAACCCAGGAAGGCGGAUGGAGCUGCAGUCUGCGUCAUCCUUGUCAACCUCGGCAGUCCCUCGGCGCCGACGUAUACUGAGCUGUGGAAGUACCUGAAUCAAUUUCUUGGUGAUCCACGCGUUGUCGAGCUUCCCUCCUUCCUUUGGUCUUUCAUUCGCUACUUGUUCAUUCUUCCUUUCCGGAGCUAUGCCUCCGCGCAAAAGUAUCAAUCAAUCUGGAACUUCGACCCCGGCUUUAAGUUGUGUGCUUCUCAGUCGCACGUGAACAAGUCUUCUUCGCUUCAGUCUCGGGUCCUUGGGGGCGCCCAGACUGAGGCAGUCCGUCAGACACAAGUGCAGGCAGUUCAGCCCAUCCCUGAGGAACCGUGUACAGUUUCAACUUCUGCUGAGGUCGAGGCGAGGAAAGCGAAGGACAGGAGGGGAGGAAAGAACUCGAUAAUGUAUGCGGAACGCUCAGCAAAGGAUGCAACUCAGAGGGCGCAAGCCCCUUUUUCGUCUCUUGAAACAGAGGACAAGAACACAGUUUACCCUGUCUCAGGAUCCAGUGGAUUUGGGAGCUCACGUGAUUCCCGGAUUGCGACUAGCGACAUGCAUCAGGGAGAGCGAGACUUCUCAGGCGCUCCCGCGCCUCUCGUGCGUAUUACAGAGUGUCUCCGAAGCAAGGUUCAGGCGAGGUUCGACACCCUGCUCUUGCACCUCAGCGAACGGGAGAGGCGGGGAAAACGGGACGCUCGGUACGAUGAGAACUGUCUGGAACGCGGAGACAGUUCCAGGCACAGAGGUGAAAAUCUAUUUUCUCUGGACAGGGACAAGAGAGGGGAGGCGCUGUCGAAGGCGGGUGCUCGAUGCCCACCUGGACAUGCACGGGAACAAAGCAAAGGAGACACCCGCGAAGACCCCUUCCUUUACCCAGAGUCGGGCGAGACUCAGGCGAGUGCGUGCAGUUUGGCUGGUAACAGUGACAGACACUCUUUUCUGGAAAGGAGUGACUAUGAUGCUGCGCGGCGUCUGCAGCCUGCAGUUCGUGUCCUGAUGGCCAUGAGGUACGGCGAGCCCUCCCUUCCUUCCGUCCUUCGGGAAGCUCGAAAAGGCGGCUGUCGGAAGCUUUUGAUUCUUCCGCUGUAUCCGCAGUCCGCCGCUUCGACCACCUCCUCCGUGUAUGACGCCGCUAUGCAGGAAAUCAUGAAAUGGCGGGUGAUGCCUGACUUGCGCCUUCUCAGUGGAUACGCGGACCACCCGGCGUAUAUCGCUGCUCUCGCCGCCACUGUCCGACGGUUCUGGGAAGCGAAGGAAACCGCAAAGAACGCACGCUCUGAAUCUUCUGGUGCUCGAGGCCGUGGCGAAAAACUUAUUUUUUCUUUCCACGGCAUUCCCCUCAACACAGGGAGACAGGCCGGAGAAAUUUACCAGUGUCUCUGUGCCAAAACCGCACGUCUCACUGCCGAACAGCUGCAGCUGAAACCGGAGGAGUUUGAAGUGGCUUUUCAGUCACGCUUCGGUCCCGCCGAGUGGACUCAGCCGUACAUGGAUAAGCGCCUUGAGGCUCUGGCAGUCGCCGGGUACCGUUUCGUGGAUGUUGUGAUGCCCGGCUUCGCGACGGACUGUCUGGAGACAAUUGAGGAGAUGGCUAGUGUCUACCGCGGAAAAUUUCUCGAACUCACACACGGCGAAGGUGAACUACGGGUGCUUCCCUGCUUGAAUGCGAGCGAGGAGGCGACAGCGGCGGUGUUUGCCAUUGCGAGGGAGCAAAUGACGGACUGGCUAAAACUGAUGGUGCCGCUGGAAGGGGAAAAAAACCCUUGAGCAGAAUGGGCCGACAGAGUGCAGAAACACUCGUUCAGGAUGUGAGUUGGUAGUCUUUCUUUUACAAAUACUUUGUAGAAAAAGCUUGUAAAUAGGCCUGUCUGAGAGGUGCAAGACGGGGCUCGACCCCCACCAACAACUGAUCUGUAGGUGGACACUACUUCCGCUCUUAUGUACAUUUGACUGUGUUUCUCACGAACUAACGCGACAAAAGUCGAACAGAUAGAUGACACCGAUGGUUUAUUAAGGGUUUUCAUCGUGCAAAUUCGC
Messenger RNA from Toxoplasma gondii ME49, 3012 nucleotides. Its product is annotated as protoheme ferro-lyase, putative. Gene Ontology annotation, molecular function: protoporphyrin ferrochelatase activity. The transcript has 7 exons. The record is from RefSeq and is a predicted model, not a curated record. Gene Ontology annotation, biological process: heme biosynthetic process. Lineage: Eukaryota; Apicomplexa; Conoidasida; Eucoccidiorida; Sarcocystidae. The coding region runs from base 1 to 2742 and encodes 913 amino acids.